Molecule: messenger RNA, 3949 nt
Organism: Linum trigynum
Lineage: Eukaryota; Viridiplantae; Streptophyta; Magnoliopsida; Malpighiales; Linaceae
Source: the annotation of a GenBank genome assembly
CAUCUCCUUCUCUUACUCACUUUCCCUUAAGGUCUCUCUCUACUUCAUCUCUCUACAUAUCACACACUCUCUCCUUAUUCGGUGUUGUCUUCAUAUUUUGUGGUUGUGCUGUGGUUGUUUGACUGUGGGGUGAUGUUUGAUUGUGGCUGAUGGCCGACUUACACCAUGUGUGUCUUGGUGGAUCCAAUUUAUCCUUCAUUCCGUUUAUAUGAUUGUAGAAAGAAAAAUGACAGCAUUUCUCACGAAUAGAAUCUUGUAAAGCAGCGUCGACAUUGCUUUCAUAAGAGCUAGGAACUUUUCAUACUUGUGUUAUUGUUAAUAACUUAAUAUGCAUCGGUUUAUCUAGGUUACAACUAGUAAAGAAGUUAAUACUCAUUUCCCCCUCUAUACAGAAAAUAUUCCAAGCCCUUGCCCUCCUAGAUUACGAAUUUGAACUGACAAUUGUAAGAGAAGAAAGAGGAAUAACAUAUUGGUGCAUUCAUAAUGAUAUGAGGGAACUGGAUUAUGAUGGCCAAUGAGGUGCUGAUCGCAAUGACGGAGCCCAAGAGGAUGGCGAGAAUUUGAAGAAUUUUGUGAGCAGAGAACGAUUCGUAUUUGCGCUCUCUGAGUCCCCUGGAGAUUAAAAUUGCCAAUUGUAUGGCGAUCCCGGGACCGAGCACUUCGCAGCGGUACGUACCCACCUUUCGAGGUUUCGUCGCCGGCGUUCAUUUCUCGGCGACAACUCCGGCGAGCUCCGAACGUGAUUCAGACUCCGUAGGAUUGUUCCUGGACCUCUACUGGUCCUAACCGACCUCUUAGAAUGAAUUAUCUCCACCGCUCUGUCGCACACCAUUUCUUGAUCAGCUGGCGGUGACGAAUUAGCUUCUGCGGCGGGCAGGAUGACGGUGGCGGUCUAACUUCUUUUUUGGAGGGAGUGGGCGAGAGAGAAAUGAAAGGAAGGAAUGGGGAUGGAAGGAAUUUUCCCCCCUUCCUUUUGGGUAUAAAACAAGAAGGAUGGGGGAGUGGGAGUCAGUGUUAGGUGGAGAAUGUCAAGGUUGUGAUGAUGGUGGGCGCAUUUUGCCAAAGGCGUUCACUUUUUUGCACUGUGUAAUAAGAGUUUGUGGUAAAGCUUGGCGCUUCGAGUUCAGGGAUGGCUGUUCAUGGGAUUUCGAUGAAGAGUGGCUUGGUAUCUGAUUAAUACAUUGAAGGUUAACAUAUCGAUUAUGGCAGGUAUGUUUAGAAUGGAAUUGCUAAGCCAAGUUUAGAAAGGAAUGGAAAUUGCUGUCUGUAUUUUCUCAACUUUCUUAUGAGUUUGCGGAUGUAAAUUGUUUGCUCCAAUGAUCCACUUCUUUUGGUCCAGCAUGCAAAGUUUCAAUGGAAUUAAGUUGGCGACAGUAAUGAUUUGUUGAGGAAUGGCAACUAAGGAAUAGUUUGCUGUUCUGGUUUCCACUGUAAGUGGGAGAAAAACCACAUCACCUACACUAUGCAGUUUGUUGCAAAAGGGUUAUGAGCCUUUCUCCCACUGAAUUAUUUUGUUGCCUGCAACUCUUAAGUGUCUGAAACAAAUUUGUGGUUGCUAUGGAUUGGUACUGAUAUCACUAUGAAGCAGAUGGAUUUGUGUGCCUGGCUUUAUGAUAGCAUAUAAUUAAGAAGAACAUCUUCCUUCUGCACUUUUCCAGGCAAUGGUGGUUUUAGUGGUGUCCCUUCAGGUUAGGACAAGAAUUAUUUGAAAAAGAUGUCAUAGAGGCAAUCUCUGUCUAUUAGCAUUCUUCAUGAAUUGAAAUGGUGAAAAGGGUAGUUAUAGAGUUUUGCCUGUGAGCUGCCAAAUUUUUUGUGCAAAUUGGCUCCAGGAGACUUCCACAGUUCCACUGGUCAACAAUGUUUUGUGUGAUAAAAAAGGAACCACCUGGUUUGUUGUGAACUUGUGAUGUUGAAAUUCGUUCUAUUCUAAGGCUAAUAUCCUCCUAGAAUUGGUUUCUCAUUCUUCAUAUCACAGUGAUGGUGCUUUACAUUGUAUGACUGUGUACUGAUUCAUCUAGUUUCUCAAUCCCUUAAGAAGAGCAUUUGAGCUGAUGGUAAUUUUGUUUGAAGUGUUUAGCCUUCCUUAGUAGAGCAAGUUCCAGACAUGCAGGAGUUCUGUUCCCAUCAAGAUGGGAAUAUGUUCUUGACUCAAGAACAACCACCAGGUACAGCUGAUCUUCUACUGCUGCUUGAAGAAUCAGAAUCUCGAAGGAGAAAGUAUGAUGAACCACACAAUUUCCACUAUUGUAAGUGAUAUUUUAAUCAAUAAGUCCCUCCUCUACCAGCUGAAAGUAGCAUAACCUGAUCGACCCUUAUCAAUGUUAUCAGUUCUAGUUUGUUAUUCUCUUGCCAAUAUCUCUUUGCUUGCUGGAGAAGCCAGAAGGUGAUAAUACGAAAGCUCAAGUUGCAGAUGACAAGACGAAAAAGCGUCACGUGCAAACAAGAAUGUUUCCUGGUUAGUCCCUAACAAUCUGAGGCAUAUUGGCAUGCCCAGGUUUCCUUUUCUAACACAAGAUCAUUGUUAGGAAACCAUAUCUCUUGGAUUAGAGCCGGAGAGGUCCCCUUAUGGCUUUUGUUUAAGCUAAAUUAAUGGAUGCUAAUGGGUUGUGAUUUUGGUGCUUCUGGAUAGGAUAUGUUGUGAAGGAACUGAUAUAGAAUAGUACCCAAGUUUUAGUUUUGUGGGUUAGGUGAGGGAUUAGAAAGCUUCAAAAAAAUUAAUGGGUUUUCUAGCUUGAGAUAGGCUUUGGUAGAUGAAUGCUGUCUCCCUUAACCUUUUUGUUUAACUGGAUUCUGGCUUGUGGUGUUAAAUGGAUGUUUGAAGUUUAUACAUCGUCCAAUAGCUACUCAGCUAAUUGCACCUUUGCUUAGUAUUUGCAAUAUAAUAGUAAAGACAAUUUUUCAUUCUCUUUGUGUAAAGUUGUAACUGGUUUUUAUGGGGACAGAGAUUCAAAGGUGCACCAAUUGUUGGCCUCUCGCCAAAUGAAUUGCUUGUUUCAUUUCUAAUGAAAGUUCAGAACUUGUGGGCUCUUUCCCAAUGAUUUAAUACAUACUUUCAUAACUUGUUCACUUUUACAACUUCUCAUACUGAAACCAAAGCCGAAUAUUAAGAUAUCUGGAAACUGUGGGCUCUUUGAACAUGGACAUACUAAAUUACUAAUGGUUGGUUGUCUUUUCCUUUUUUAUUCCUUUGGGAAUUGUGGGAGAUUUGUCUUUGUUCUUUUCUUUUUUCUUCUGUUCCUUUUGUCUGUAUGUUGUUGUGUUUUUGUCAUCAAACUAACUGAAAGUCCAACAAUAGGCCUACGAGUCAACAGACCAAGCAAGCCAGCCAUUCCAUUUCCACAGGUUGGUUGGGGGGUUCAUCACACCAUAUAACCCAGAAAGCUCAAUCCACCAUCUACUCAUUCUGGUGUUUCUCCUAACUCCUAAGAAAGCACAGGGGGGGAAGAAACCGGGCCAUGGGUCGUGGGAGCCGGUCUAAGGCAGGCAAAGGCAGAAGUAGCACUAGCUCUGCCUCUCAAGAGGUUAGCAGCCGUGAAUGGGAGGUGGUAAGAAUGAAUGAACAAGAAGAAGAUCUCAUCUCCAGAAUGUACCGGCUCGUGGGUCAAAGGUGGGAUUUGAUUGCUGGACGAAUUCCAGGGCGAACGGCAGAGGAAAUUGAGAGGUUUUGGAUCAUGAAAAACCGUGGAUGGGCUUCUGCAGAGAGAGAAUCGUUUGAUACAAACUUGAAAGAAUGAAAGCUUAGCAGCAGGCUCAUUGGAAAAUGUAGUUUCAUGGCUUAGUUUUAGCUUCUUGGUUACCCUAUCAAUCGUUUCUGGGUUUUCUGCGAACCCUGUUUAGCAGUUUAUGGCUAAUGAUUCAUAUUCAGAUGCGGCCAUGCUGUAAUGCUGUCAACGCAAUCAUCUUCCUUUUCUAAUUGAUCGCGCAGACAUAACAAACAAAACUUGUAUAU